AUGGCCACGUGCGACGCGAGGUACAGGUUCACCACAGUGGAUGUUGGAGCAUAUGGUCGGGAGAGUGACGGGGGAGUAUUCAGGGAGAGCGUCUUCGGAUCCAUGCUGCUGAACCACGAGGCCAACCUCCCCCCGCCAGCUAUUCUUCCUGGGACAACAGUCCAGUUGCCCCACGUCCUCGUCGGUGAUGCUGCCUUCCCUCUCCACAACAAUCUGAUCCGGCCAUACCCUGAGAAAGCCACAACAAUUGUGAAGGCCUGUGUGGUGCUACACAACUACCUCACCUACACUGAUGAGGGCAACACUGAACCCUGCCGCUACAUAACGCCCUCAUUUGUUGAUGUGGACACAGUGGGACAGCUACAAGAGGAGCGCAGUUACGCCGCUGCGGGACAGGCAAGUCGAGUUCAGCUCGAUGGGAAAAGGAUCGGGCAGCUGUCCGGGCAGCGAGCUCCAACCUGCGCCUGGGUUGAAGUUGUGGGCCCCUGGAUCGCGCAGGGGAGUGGGCCGCGCUCCAAGACGCGGCCCACUGGCCCAGAGAAAGUUUCAAAAAGAGUUCCCAAAAGUGCCUGCAUCUCUUGCAUCCACCACGUCUGUCCGUCGAAAGUCUUCCUCUUCACUGAGGAGCGUGGUGGCCUGAGCGAAGACGUGGGGGGCGGAGAUUGUAUGGGUGUACUGCUCCGUGUAGGCUCACCCACCCGCUCAGAGCCGUCGUCAUUCCCUUCCAAAGAGCUGGUGGCCGGUCCCCACAAGGAGCUGGUGGAGGGUCCUGCCAAGGAGCUGGUGGAGGGUCCUGCCAAGGAGCUGACGGAGGGUCCCCUUGAAAAGCUGGUGGAGGGUAACGUGGAGGAGCUGGUGGACAGUGCAUCUAUGCCAUGGGGAAGUGAGCUGGUGGUUGACGGGGGCGUGGCUGGCACAUGCAGCAAUCAGGCACACCUGGACUUGAUUAGGAACCAGCCUACAAACACUCUGCUCAGUCCUCUCCACACUGCCAGAUAA
Knipowitschia caucasica is the source of this 999-nucleotide messenger RNA. NCBI's taxonomy places the organism in Eukaryota, Metazoa, Chordata, Actinopteri, Gobiiformes, Gobiidae. The record is from the annotation of a GenBank genome assembly.